Plenodomus lingam JN3 is the source of this 1335-nucleotide messenger RNA. RefSeq lists its product as uncharacterized. The record is from RefSeq and is a predicted model, not a curated record. Lineage: Eukaryota; Fungi; Ascomycota; Dothideomycetes; Pleosporales; Leptosphaeriaceae.
AUGAACCUUUCUCUAGAGCUGAAGAGACUUCGUCUCACGAGAGAAAAUGCAGAAUCGGAUCUCAAGGCAGCUCAUGCUUCCGCCACUCCAUGGCACUGGACCCGACACUUUCAGGGCGACAUCGACAUGACGAUGAAAAAUAGACUUGACGUUAGGAUCCAGCAGAUGCAAAAUCUCCUCGCCGUGUCCAAAGAACUUUCAACGAGGAUCUCAGCACUACCACGAGAACUUCGUGACAUGAUCUAUGAGGAGAUCUGGGAAGUGAAAGGUGGGCUGGGGUUAGAUCAUGGCAUCAAGGCAAUGUUGCCCGAAUCUCACAGCCCGCACAGGUGGUUGCCUGGGCGUUGUUUUCAGACGGUCAGGCCAAUUUCCUUGUGUUCGUGUUCGAUGCACCUCCCCCACUUUGUGCAGAGUCGGUUCGUGGGGAAAGCCAUGGCCGAUGAGAUGCUCAGUACUUUGAGAAGGAUAAUUCGAGUGCAUGGAGCCUCGCACGAACAAUACAAAUACGACCUUGACUGGAAUACCAUGAACCGCUUCCAGACGCCGGAUAUAUUUCACCUCGGCAUCUCUUUACAUAGUCUGUUUGACAAGCUGCAUCUCCGUGUGCACUUUCACCACCUCAAUUUGAUCGAGAACGAUCAAUAUCUAGAUAUGUUAGGCAUAUCAGGCGGCUUCAAAGCUCGAUUGGCUGGAUGUGUCAGGUCACUCGAGAUGCUGUGUGACCACGGGCCGCGCCGAAUCACCUUUAUCUUCAAAGAAACGACCUGGGCGCGAAGCAGCGUUGCUGCCUCUCUAUUCCGUGGCUUGAGCGCAGUUUUCCACAAGUUAAAAGGACUUGGAUUCGAUAUGCGCGUGGAAUUCGCUGCCAAUUAUACGCAAUCAUGGAUUUUGAGCGCCAAAGAGUGGACUGCAGGACCGGAACCAGACCCCUCGACGUGGGACCUGGCUGCCUGGAAUCUGAAUUUCACACGAACAAACCUUGAGUACCUUGCACCGCGUACACCGCGUCCCAGUGGCGUAAUUUGGGUCCAUAAUCCAAAUGGCCCCAUGGGACCACGGUUUCUGGAGAAAGCAGUCGUGUGGGAGAGCAUCCGCAGGAACUUGUACCAGUUCCGUCCGGAAGUAGACCAGGCAGUUCGUCUGAGGCAUAACGAAGCGGGACAGGCUUUUGUAGAUUGCGGAUGCAAUCUCGAAGCUCAUACAUGCAGCCCGUACUACUGCUGUCAUGACCACGGUGGUUGGGACGAGGAGUAUAUCGGUGGCAAUAGGAGCUGGAAUAAGUACUGUUACAAGUGUGCGGAAGCGGGAUUAAAACCGAAGGGAUGGUUCCAGUAA